AUGUCGUUUGUUCUAGGGACAGAAGCACGCGAAGAGGCAAAAAAGUCUCUUCGUGGUAUUAUUGGCCAUAUUGCAGAUGAGGCACAGAAGAACGGGAACCAGAGUCAUCAUGAGCCCAUAAUACUUGUGUUGAACACCAAUAUUUACCUAGUGAAGGAGAAAGACUUCACUCCCCGGAUAAUUCCCGUUACGCACAAGCUACACAAAAUAGACGAAAAGACAAUCUUGCUCAUCACACGGGAUCUGAGCUUCAAAGAGCAUUUUACCAAAGCUGGCUCACCUACAGAAGACUUGUUCCAUCAAAUUAUCCCGUUCCAGAAAAUUAAGCUGAUAGGCCAAAGCCACAAGAACUUGGUCCGGCUCUACAAGGAAAACGAUAUUGUUUUGGCUGAUACCAGAAUUCAUCAGCGUUUGCCUUCCAUCUUAGGGAGUCAGUUCUAUGCGAAGAACAAGAAAGUGCCAUUUAAGGUUCUCAUGGCCAAGCCUGAACCAGGACGCCGAACGCAUGGAAAAAUUAACCAAGAAUGCGAUGUCAAGUUUGUUCGGUCUCAAGUGAAGGCCAUCACUGGCAACGCAAGCUUUAUUCCUCCGGCACACGGCAAUUGCAUCAAUAUCGUUGUAGGAUAUUCAGAUUGGAAGAUCUCAGAGCUACUCACCAAUAUCAACGACGUUAUUCUCUACCUUGUGGAUGAAAAAGCUUUACCUGUUGGAGGUCUUUUGCGCAAAGUGGAGAAUUUGCAUAGCGUUCUUGUACGUACGAGUAACAGUGUUGCAUUGCCCGUGAUGAAGAAAAGAGAAGAGAAAGAGAAAGAGGAGAGUGACAUGAGCGAUUUAGAUUUCGACUAG
This is a messenger RNA of Clavispora lusitaniae ATCC 42720, 846 nucleotides long. RefSeq lists its product as uncharacterized. NCBI's taxonomy places the organism in Eukaryota, Fungi, Ascomycota, Pichiomycetes, Serinales, Metschnikowiaceae. The record is from RefSeq and is a predicted model, not a curated record.